Seriola aureovittata is the source of this 4153-nucleotide messenger RNA. RefSeq names its product protein NLRC3-like. Lineage: Eukaryota; Metazoa; Chordata; Actinopteri; Carangiformes; Carangidae. Gene Ontology annotation, molecular function: protein binding. Bases 157 to 3513 code for a protein of 1118 amino acids. The transcript has 15 exons. The record is from RefSeq and is a predicted model, not a curated record.
UCCUGGUAAUUUCCUGUUUGAUGACAGAGGAUUGCAGAACGUCCUUACGUCGGUGGUGUCCGCAGCUCGCAGUGAACGCGUCCGCAAGAAGCAUUGAAUCCUCGUGUCACCACGCACCUUGUUCUCUGCGGUUACAGGAAGUUGAUCUGUGUGUCGAUGAAGAGCCACCAGAGACCAGCCAUUUUACUCCAAAGACAACCUUCUUUAAAGACAGCGAUCUCUCAGAGACCAGACUCCCCUGAACCUGAACCUAAACCUGAACCAGAAUCUGAACCAGAAUCUGAACCAGAAUAUGAACCCAGCUGUGUGUCCCUCCAGUCCAUGUCUAUACCUCUUAUGUUUAAAAAUGGAUUCUCAUGUCCUGAACAGAGGCUCCACCAGAGACCAGAGGCCUCUGACCCAGAAUCUGAUCCUGGACCCAGCUGUGUGUCCCUCAAGUCCAUGUCUGUGCCUCUUAUGUUAAAAGAUGGACAUCCCAGUUCUGAACAGAGACUCGAUGAGGAGAUCCCAGAGGUUCCCGGCGGUCAGUCUGCCCAGCAGCAUCAAACACAUCUGGAAUCCAUAUUCAAGCUGCUGGAGGAGAAAAUUGUCGCUUUUGUGAAGGACGAGCUGAGCGAGAUGCAGAAGGUUCUGAGCCCGGAUUACCCAGGGUGCUUAGGGAGUCACAGGGAUGAUGAGGUGUCGUCAGGUUGUGAGGAUGAGCAGAGGCGAAGCAGCAGAGAGGCAUUUCUGAAGAUCACACUGCACUUCCUGAGGAGUAUGAAGCAAGUGGAGCUGGCUGAGUGUCUGCAGAACAGAUCUCCUGCUAUGUGCCAGCUUAACCUCAAAUCGAACCUAAAGGAGAAGUUCCAGUGUGUGUUUGAGGGGAUCGCUAAAGCAGGAAACCCAACCUUCCUGAAUCAGAUCUACACAGAGCUCUACAUCACAGAGGGAGGGACCGGAGAGGUCAAUGAUGAACAUGAGGUCCGGCAGAUUGAAACAGCAUCAAAGAAAGUGGUAAAAACUGAAAGAAAAAUCAGAUGUGAAGCCAUCUUUAAACCUUCAUUUGAAAGAAAUGAACCCAUCAGAACAGUGAUGACAAAGGGAGUGGCUGGCAUUGGCAAAACAGUCUUAACACAGAAGUUCACUCUGGACUGGGCUGAGGACAAAGCCAACCGGGACAUACAGUUCACAUUCCCAUUCACCUUCAGAGAGCUGAAUGUGCUGAAAGAGAAAAAGUUCAGCUUGGUGGAACUUGUUCAUCACUUUUUCACUGAAACCAAAGAUGCAAGAAUCUGCAGGUUUGAUCAGUUCCAGGUCGUGUUCAUCUUGGACGGUCUGGACGAGUGUCGACUUCCCCUGGACUUCCACAACACUGAGAUCCUGACUGAUGUUACAGAGUCCACCUCAGUGGACGUGCUGCUGACAAACCUCAUCAGGGGGAAACUGUUUCCCUCCGCUCGCCUCUGGAUAACCACACGACCUGCAGCGGCCAAUCAGAUCCCGCCUGAGUGUAUUGACAUGGCAACAGAAGUCAGAGGGUUCACUGACCCACAGAAGGAGGAGUACUUCAGGAAGAAGUUCACAGAUGAGAAGCUAGCGAGCAAAAUCAUCUCCCACAUCAAGACAUCACGAAGCCUCCACAUCAUGUGCCACAUCCCAGUCUUCUGCUGGAUCACUGCUACAGUCCUGGAGGAGGUGUUGAAAACCGGAGAGGGAGGAGAGCUGCCCAAGACCCUGACUGAGAUGUACAUCUACUUCCUGGUGGUUCAGUCCAAAUUGAGCAACGUCAAGUAUCAUGGACAACGUGAGACGGAUCCACACUGGAGUCCAGAGAGCAGGAAGAUGAUUGAGUCUUUGGGAAAACUGGCUUUCGAGCAGCUGCAGAAAGGAAACCUGACCUUCUAUGAAUCAGACCUGACGGAGUGUGGCAUCGAUAUCAGAGCAGCCUCAGUGUACUCGGGAGUGUUCACACAGAUCUUUAAAGAGGAGAGAGGCCUGUACCAGGACAAGGUGUUCUGCUUCGUCCAUCUGAGUGUUCAGGAGUUUCUGGCUGCUCUUCAUGUCCAUCUGACCUUCACCAACUCUGGAGUCAGUCUGCUGUCAGAAGAACAGUCUAAAAGUAGAAAAGUCAAAUGUACACAGAAACAUUUCUACCAGAGUGCUGUGGACGAAGCCUUGAAGAGUCCAAAUGGACACUUGGACUUGUUCCUCCGCUUCCUCCUGGGUCUUUCACUGCAGACUAAUCAGACACUCCUACAAGGCCUGCUGACACAGACAGGAAGUGGCUCAUGGAGCAAACAGGAAACAGUCCAGGACAUCAAGAAGAAGAUCGAGGAGAACCCCUGUCCAGAAAGUAGCAUCAAUCUGUUCCACUGUCUGAAUGAGUUGAAGGAUCUUUCUCUGGUAGAAGAGAUCCAACAGUAUUUGAGGUCCGGAAGUCUCACUACCGACAAACUGUCUCCUGCUCAAUGGUCAGCUCUGGUCUUCAUCUUACUGUCUUCAGAACACGAUCUGGACGUGUUUGACCUGAAGAAAUACUCUGCUUCAGAGGAGGCUCUUCUGAGGCUGAUGCCAGUGAUCAAAGCCUCCAAGAAAGCUUUGCUGAGUGGCUGUAACCUCUCGGAGAAAAGUUGUGAAGCUCUGUCCUCAGUUCUCACCUCCCAAUCCUCUAGUCUGAGAGAGCUGGACCUGAGUAACAAUAACCUGAAAGAUUCAGGAGUGAAGCUGUUGUCUGCUGGUCUGGAGAGUCCACACUGUACACUGGAGGCUCUCAGGCUGUCAGGCUGUCUGAUCACAGAGGAAGGCUGUGCUUCUCUGGCCUCAGCACUGAGCUCCAACCCCUCCCACCUGAGAGAGCUGGACCUUAGCUACAAUCAUCCAGGAGACUCUGGAGUGAAGCAGCUGUCUGAAGAACUGAAGGAUCCGCACCAGAGACUGGACACUCUCAAAGUCGACCCCCAUGGAGUUCAGUGGUUGACACCAGGUUUGAGGAAGUAUUUCUGUGAACUGACGCUGGACCCAAACACAGCACACAAGUUCCUCAAACUGUCUGAAAGCAACAAAAAGUCUGACCUUUCACCUCGGCUUGGCGGCAGCACGGACGGGACCACAUGCUACAAACAUUCCGGAAGUGUGCUGCAUAUGGACUCUGCUCGCUCUCUUCUCUGCAUGCUGACCACUUGGAACUUCAACAUCAAAUCACAAACGCUACCAGAUCACAUCACAGCCGGCUCAAAUGUCAGGCAGAGUACCCGCCCUCCCUCAUCUCAGCCCACAGAGUCUGUCUGUCACUACAUGUGCCUGUGUCUUCUUUUAAUGCAGAUGUCCCGCCACCAGGAGACCAGGACCGGGACCGGCACCGGCCGGCACACCGCUCCAACUCCAGCUCUUCACCCCUUGCGCUCACAUGUCCAUCACACAAGAAGGAUCACGGCGCAGUCGGCAGGCCUCAGCUCUGACCGCCGCCUGGAACACACAUCACCUGGAACCUCCACCUCGUCUUUGGCGCUCCGCCCUUCUACGUCCAACUGACUGGCCCGGACCAGACCGUACCGGAUCGGACCAGACCGGACCGGACCGGACGCCGCGGGACACACACACACAUUUCCAAUGUUAUAUAACAUCUUAUUUAUAUGUGUAAAGUACAUUAUUUUCUUUGCUAAACAAAAUUGUAUUUGUAAAAUUGUAAGCCACUAUUGUAGAUUAGUUACACCUGUUUGGGAUUCUUCAGUAGUGGGAACUCCACAGAUACACUUGUGUCUUAACAUAUUUCAAAUGUCAUGCAGUAAGAAGCUGCUUUAAAUUUGCAAACAAAUACAUCAAAAAAGUCUUAGAAAACUACUUGUUGUCAUAUAGCAGGCUUUUACCAUCCUGUGAGACACUAGUCAAAUGCUGCUCAUUACAUGUCGUGUAGCGUAGUGGUCUAAGCAGGCGCCCGUUUUUACAUGCUACAGUCCUCGCUGCAGUCGGCACGGGUUCGAGUCCCGCAUCGGAUGGCCUUUCGCUGCAUGUUAUUCCCCGUUUCCUGUCACUCGCCAUUGUACUGUCCAUUAAAGGCAUAAAAAGCCCUAAAAAUAUACUUUAAGAAUGAAAGUGUGCCCUGACAUGUUAAACACAAGAUGUAAUCAAUGUGGUGAUAUGUAUAUAAGCAAUAAAAACAAAAUUAACUCUA